This is a messenger RNA of Symphalangus syndactylus (siamang), 553 nucleotides long. RefSeq lists its product as uncharacterized. NCBI's taxonomy places the organism in Eukaryota, Metazoa, Chordata, Mammalia, Primates, Hylobatidae. The record is from RefSeq and is a predicted model, not a curated record.
GAGGCUGCCGGGAAAUACAGGUCUGUGGCCUGGGAGACUCAGCCGCCUACCCCGCUGCUGCCCAGGCAGAGGCUGCCAGGAAAUACAGGUCCGAGGCCUGGGAGACUCAGCCGCCUACCCCGCUGCUGCCCAGGCAGAGGCUGCAGGGAAAUACAGGUCCGUGGCCUGGGAGACUGCGCCGCCUAACCCGCUGCUGCCCAGGCAGAGGCUGCCGGGAAAUACAGGUCCAUGGCCUGGGAGACUCAGCCGCCUACCCCGCUGCUGCCCAGGCAGAGGCUGUGGGGAAAUACAGGUCCGUGGCCUGGGAGACUCAGCCGUCUACCCCGCUGCUGCCCACACAGAGGCUGCCGGGAAAUACAGGUCCGUGCCCUGGGAGACUGCGCCGCCUACCCCGCUGCUGCCCACGCAGAGGCUGCCGGGAAAUACAGAUUCAGCGAGUCCACGUGCAGCUUUUUUACACGAGUAUAUUGCGUGACGCUGAGGUUUGGGCUCAGGUGAAACCCUUCUCCAAAUAGUGAACAUAGCAAUAGAUUGUUUUCGACCCUUGUCUCCC